This is a messenger RNA of Bubalus bubalis (water buffalo), 2798 nucleotides long. It is a transcript of the gene DNASE2B, whose product is annotated as deoxyribonuclease 2 beta. The record is from RefSeq and is a predicted model, not a curated record. Gene Ontology annotation, molecular function: deoxyribonuclease II activity. NCBI's taxonomy places the organism in Eukaryota, Metazoa, Chordata, Mammalia, Artiodactyla, Bovidae. The transcript is spliced from 6 exons. The coding region runs from base 520 to 1593 and encodes 357 amino acids. Gene Ontology annotation, biological process: apoptotic DNA fragmentation.
ACCCACUCCAGUAUUCUUGCCUGGAAAAUCCCAUGGGCAGAGGAGCCUGGUAGGCUACAGCCCAUGGUAUUGCAAAGAGUCGGACAUGAUUGAGUGACUUUACUUUACUUUCUUUUCUUUUCAUAGAGAGACAAUCAUAAGGGGAAAACACAUGAAAUAGAUUUAAUUCAACAUCUGCUUAUCAAUACAGAGUUCUCCUGUACGCUGAACUUCCUAUCACAUGAUGUUCACUCCAAAGAGUUACCUGUACAUCCCUUUUUUCUCUCCAGGACUUUUUGAUGACUUUGCAAACCAGUCAACAAUUCAGCACAAAGGCAUGAGGAAUCACGCUGGCACGUUGUGACCGAAUCACACAAUUACAUAGGAUGCGUCCCAAUCUGAAAAUGCCCAGACAGCAAAUGGCAGAGGUAAAUGGAACCAAACAUCAGAGCCAGCACAGUUUGAGGGAGACUUGAAACUCAGACUCCACCGUCCAGGGGGAAGGUUUCCUGCUGUGCCAUGGACUAAAGGUGACAGAAAAUGACAGCAAGACUUCUAGGAACACUGCUGACUGUGCUCUCCCUUGGUCUCUUUGGAAUCCUGGAGGCAACAAAAAUAUCAUGCAGAAAUGAAGAAGGUGAAGCUGUGGACUGGUUUACCUUUUAUAAGUUGCCCAAAAAACAAAGCGAGGAAAGCAGAGAGACUGGGUUAGAGUACCUGUAUCUAGACUCUACAACCAGAAGCUGGAGUAGGAGUAAGCAACUGAUGAAUGCCACCAAGAGUGUUUUGGGAAGGACAUUACAACAACUGUAUGAAGCACCUGCCUCUGAGAGUAACAGCACAGCCUAUCUAAUAUACAAUGAUGGAGUCCCUAAAUCCGUGAAUUACAGCAGAAAGUAUGGACACACCAAAGGUGUACUUCUGUGGAACAGAGUCCAGGGGUUCUGGUUGAUUCAUUCCAUUCCCCAUUUUCCUCCAGUUCCGGAAGAAGGCUAUGAUUAUCCACCCACAGGGAGACGAAAUGGACAAGCUGGCAUGUGCAUAACUUUCAAGUACAACCAGUAUGAAGCAAUAGACUCUCAGCUCUUGGUCUACAACCCAAACAUUUACAGCUGCUCCAUCCCUGUAACCUUUCACAUGGAGCUCAUCCACAUGCCCCAGCUAUGUGCUGGAUCCAGCUCCUCAGAGAUCCCAGGCCGGCACCUGGCCACACUUCAGUCAGCCCAGGGACAAAAAUUCCUCCAUUUUGCCAAGUCUGAGUCUUUUCUUGACGACAUCUUUGCAGCCUGGAUGGCUCAACAAUUGAAGACACACUUGCUAACAGAAACCUGGCAGCGGAAGAGACAAGAGCUUCCUUCAAACUGCUCCCUUCCUCACCAUGUCUACAAUAUCAAAGCAAUUAAGAUAUCUAGACACUCUUAUUUCAGCUCUUAUCAGGAUCAUGCCAAAUGGUGUAUUUCCCGCAAGGGCACCAAAAAUCGCUGGACAUGUAUUGGAGACCUAAAUCGGAGUCCAUACCAAGCCUUCAGAAGUGGUGGAUUCAUCUGUACCCAGAAUCAGCACAUUUACCGGGCAUUUCAAGGAUUAGUUUUAUAUUAUGAGAACUGUAACUAAACUUGGUGAAAGGACGUAUGUGCUAUCAUUUUCAACACUGACAAGGGGUCUUCUUCUACUAGAUUCAUUCUUUAUAUAUUAAAAGCCUGUGAAUUUACUUAUUGUCCAUCAUCAUCUUAGUCACUCAGUCAUGUUCAGCUCUUUGAGACCCCAUGGACUGUAGCCCACCAGGCUCAUCUGUCCAUGGGAUUUUUCAGGCAAGAAUACUGGAAUGGGUUGCCAUUUCCUUCUCCAGUACUUAUGGUCCACACAUCAUCAAAUAAAAUGCUUUUCUCCCAUGCCUACCAUGUUAUCUUCCAAAUAGUGGCAAUUUAUCUACUUUCAUUUAUAUGCCAUAAACAUGCAUGUAUAUAUACAUAUAUAUGAUUAAUAAAAUAUAUAUUUAUUUUAUAUAUAUUUAAAUAUAUAUAUAUAUAAAAUGAAAGGAGUGAAAGGAAAAAGUUUUGUUCCAGAUUAGUCAGCUCUCAAUUGUCCAUGGAGUGACUGGCCAUCUCCGAGAGUAAUUUCAUCUUCACAAAGAAUUCCCUGACUCUCCUCCUCACCCCUUUUUGAAGAAGAGACAUUUCUAUCUCUCUGUACAUCAAACUACUUAGUCAUUUUCCUCCUAAAGUUCUUUUCAGUGGUUUAUGGUUAAGUCUAAUUGGUCAUUCUUGAACUAGUAUGUGUUAGUUGCUCAGUUGUGUCAACUCUUUGUGACCCCAUGGACUGUAGCCUUCCAGUCUCCUCAGUCCAUAGAAUUCUCCAGGCAAGAAUACCAGAGUAGGUUGCCAUUCUCUUCUCUAGGGGAUCUUCCCAACCCAGGGAUUGAACCCAGGUCUCCUGCAUUACAAGCAGAUUCUGUACCAUCUGAGCCACCAGGGAAGCCCAUUAAUUGUAUGAUCUUGGGCCAUUCCAUUGAACUCUCUAAGCCUCGGUUUUCUUCUCUAUGAAAUGGAGAUAAUAUUUAGGUAUGCUCAAGUACCUAGCACAGAGCCUGGAGCAGCUAACACUUAAAAAUACAGGUGGAAUUUGAAUGUGAAUCACCCUGCAGUGAGAAAAGACAAAAGGAAGUUUAGAAAUGAUUACUAAAAAAAAAAAAAAAGAAAUGAUUACUAUUUUUCAAAAAUAAAAAAUUGUCAGAUUAAGAGGAAGAAAUAAAACAACCCACCAACUUGGGGGAAAUAAAGAAGUGGAACAUAAACUAGAAUUAAAUCUAGUAAUCUUAA